Lates calcarifer (barramundi perch) is the source of this 1716-nucleotide messenger RNA. Its product is annotated as homeobox protein goosecoid-like. The transcript is spliced from 2 exons. Gene Ontology annotation, cellular component: nucleus. Gene Ontology annotation, molecular function: RNA polymerase II cis-regulatory region sequence-specific DNA binding; DNA-binding transcription factor activity, RNA polymerase II-specific. Lineage: Eukaryota; Metazoa; Chordata; Actinopteri; Centropomidae. The coding region runs from base 448 to 996 and encodes 182 amino acids. Gene Ontology annotation, biological process: regulation of transcription by RNA polymerase II. The record is from RefSeq and is a predicted model, not a curated record.
UCCAAACUAUUUACACUGUCUUAAAAACAAGAAAAGAAAAAUAACUAAAGGAUCCUAUACAAUAUAAAACAGUACAAAGUGAAUACACUAAAAUACAUUUAAAAAACAAACUAAAAGAGAAAGAAAGACAAGAAAACAGAUGUAUGAAUACAGGCUCUGGUGCUUGUGUAACUGUAAUAAAAACCGUUCACAGGUUUAAUGGACAAAACUCAUCACAUCAUCAGUUCAAAGAGUCAAAGGGUCAGAGGUCAAAUCAAAGUCCAGGUUCCCUCUCAUCUCUGACUGAGCCUCCUGCAUCAAACCGAACCAUCAUCAGCUCAUUAACAUGUUAAAGAUCCGUCAGGUGUUUGAUGGCGGCGCCACACUUUCUGUUUCUGUAUAAAACUGGACCCUGAAGGACUCUCAGAGUUCAGAGACCACAGCAGCAGCUCUCUGGAAACUUUGAUCAUGGACGGAAGCAGAGUGUCGGACUUCAGCAUCGAGCGCAUCCUGUCCCCGCAGCUCGGACACAAGCAGCCGGUCAUGGAGUUUUCACCAGACGGAUACCUGCAUGGGAUCCCCGGCGGGUUCAGUCUGGACUCUGGGAGCCUCGGGCCUCCUGCGCCGGUCCCGGUCCCGGUGUCAGGCUGUCUGCAGUACCGAGGGAUGAGCUUUGAAGAGGCGUUUUACCCGUACCCCGCCGGUUUCCACCGCACAGACUUCAGCAGCGUCUAUCCAAACUCCGGAGUCUACGUUCACUUCAGCAGCCAGGACUCUGCAGAUGCUCCGCCGUUGCCGGGUUACCACGGGUACCAUCCCGCCCAGUCGCAGCCGCGUCAGAAGGCCCGGAUGAGGACGGUGUUCACCGACAGUCAGACCAAGCAGCUCGAGGCGCUGUUCGAGCUCACCGAUUACCCGGCGGUGGAGGCGCGCGCUAAGGUGGCGAGGAGCACCGGGCUGAGCGAGGAGACGGUCAGGGUGAGUCCGGCACCAUGUUUCAGUUUGAGGAUGGAGUAAAAAUAGAGGCUGAAUUUUACGCAUCGUUAAAACUUUGAAUGUCAUAAAACUGAAUUUAUUUGCUCCACUUCGCUGCACAUGAAUAUUAAUUUGGUUUACCCUCUAAAUGUCCUGUUUCCUGACUCUGAAACUAACACUCUCCUCCUUCUCUCGUUUCCAGGUGUGGUUCAAGAACCGCAGAGCCAGGCGGAAGCGGCAGCACAGCGGGUCAAAGGUCAAAUCCCCCUCUCCUCCUCCCUGCACUGGAGCAGAGAAGAAGCUCUUCUCCUCCUUCCUCUGAACAUGACAGACUGUCCACCUGCUGCUCAGAGGUCAAAGACGCUGUCUUCACCUCCCCGGAGGUCAAAGGUCAGAGGACUGCAUCCUCCUGAGGGGAGGUUCAGCAGGGCGGCCACUUGUUGGAUUAUCCCGUUAAAACAACACCUGCUGGACAAAUCUGCUCCGAUGAGACUGACAUGUUUUAUUGUGAUGAUGCAUUCAAAUGCUUGUUGGGAAAGUCCGACAUCGCAGACUUAAAAUGCUGAGGGCAGCUGACUGAAACGUUUAAGAAAAUAGUUGUUCAACCGAAGCUUUUCAGAGUGACCUCUAGUUUUCUAGUUUUAAAUUAUUUGGUAUUCCUAUGUAAUUUAUUGAAAUCGGUUUUAAAGUUGUUACAUGUAGGUUUGAAACACGAGCACCACCUGUAACCUCGAGUGGUUUCAUUCAAAAAUAAAUGUAGUU